CGUUAUUCACAGACGACGGUUGGUGGUUGUUGUUCGUGGUUGAUGGUUGUUGUUGGUGAUUAUUAGUGGUGGUUGUUGUUCGUGGUUUAUGGUUAUUGCUGUUGUUGUUGGUGAUUGUUGUUGGUUGUUAUUAGUGGUGGUUGUUGUUGUUCGUGGUUGAUGGUUAUUGUUGGUGAUUGUUGUUGGUUAUUAUUAGUUGUGGUUGAUGCUGUUGGUUGUUGUUGGUUGUUGGUGAUUGUUGUUGGUGGUUAUUAGUUGUGGUUGUUGUUGUUCGUGGUUGAUGGUUAUUAUUGUUGUUGGUGAUUGUCGUUGGUGGGUUGUUGUAGUAAGUGGUGGUGGUGGUUACUGCUAGUGGUGGCGGUUGGUAGUGGUAGUUGUUAGUUGUUGGUGGUGGUUGGUCGUUGUCGUUGACUGUUGGUGAUUGGUGCAAGUUUGUAGGUGGUGGUGGGGGGGGGGUGGUGGGGGGGGAGGUGGUUGCCCGUUGCCAUAGCGACUCGCCCGUGAACACAACCCAGUCGCAUGCAACAACCCCCACCACGCACAACCCCCUCAGGCCGACCGCCUCUGCUGCCGUUGCCUAGGCCACGGCUGAUACAACAACGCUCACUUCAACCACAACCACCACCACCACCACAACCACCACCACCACCACUACCACGGCUCCUGCGGAAGAAGUUGUUCAGACAUCAACCGGUCGACAACACCCCCCACCGCCCCGAAACAAGCACGUAAGGCGAGUACGAUGGAGGACAGCUCCGGCGACGCCCGCCUGGCCUUCCUCGAGGCGUACACCCUCAAGACGUUCCGCAUCAAGGCGGACCGGUGGCAGAAGUGCGUGGCCGUCGAGGACUGCCGGCGUCUCCUGCUCGAUUUCCUCGACAACCGAGGAGCCGACCACUCGCCCCUGCUGGUCAUCUCGCUCACGCCCGCGGGGCUUCUGCAGCCCUCGUUGGGCUUCCCACCGCCGUCGGGGGCAGCGGCCAAGACGGCUGGGGCCAGCAGCGCGGCGAAAGCGGUCUUUUUCGCCAAGAAGUCGGCGGACACGUCCGGUGGCGGUGGUGGUGGUGGCGGUGGCUUCCCACCCAUCUCCGCCGAGACGAUCCGCAAGGCGCUGCUGUGCGGAGACCUCAGCUACGCGCCCCUGGAGCAGUUUGCCGCCCUGGUGGAGGAGGUGAUCGUGCCGAUCCUGGGCAACGAGAAAAAUCACGGAGGGUGGCCAGCGGUGGUGGCGCAGGACCUGCGGCGGCACCUGGGCAGCCUGCAGAGCAGCGUGUUCGUCGUGUCGGGGCAGGUCAAGGGCAAGACGCUGCUGCCCAUCCCGGCCGGUGCCGAGCGUGUGGUUGACGCUGACCGUCCGCUCAAAGAUGAGGACAGCGUGGACCGCUCGGUGGUGCACGCCAUCGAGUCGGUGGUCAUCGAGUGGAGCCACCAGAUCCAGGAGGUGCUGAAGAAGGACUCAUCCAGGCCUCUGAUGGAGGGACUCAACCCCAACCCCAGCGCCGAGCUGGAGUUCUGGCAAAGCAGAUACGCGGACUUGGAGUGCAUCCACGAGCAGCUGCAGUCCCGGCGCGUGUGCUCCAUGGGCGACCUCUUGGAGAAGACACAGAGCACCUACUUCCCGGCCUUCAAGGCCAUGAUACAGGACGUGGUCACAGCCCUGGAGGAGGCGCGCAACAUCAACAGCAACCUGAAGCCACUGAAGCGCACGAUGGAGGACGUGGAGGGUGCCGAGCUGAACGAGGCCGGACCGCUGCUGGCUCCGCUGAUGCGCGUCGUCGCCCUCGUGUGGCGCAACUCGCGUUUCUACCGAACGCCCGAGCGCAUCGUGGUGCUGCUGCAGGAGAUUUGCAACCUCCUCAUCCAGCAGGCCCGCACGUUCAUCAACGCUGAGGAGGUGCUGAAGGGCGAGGCGGAGGAGAACCUGGCCCGAGUGCGCGAGGCCCUCUCCAUCCUGCGCCUCUUCCGCUCCGUCUACGAGGAGGAGAGGGCGGCCCUGCCCUCCCUGCGCAAGGGCAGCGAUGACGAUGGCGGCGAUGACGGCGGCGACGACGGCUGGGAUUUCCCGCCCAACGCCGUCUUCUCACGCCUCGACCGCUUCACGGAGAGAGUCACCGACGUGGAGGAGCUGCUGGUGACGGCCGUGGACAUGUUCAAGCUGGAGAAGAUUGAGAUUGGGGGCCUCCGUGGCCGGGUGUUGAGCCAACGCAUCUGCGACAUCCACCAGCAGUUCCAGGAGCUGUUUGGGCAGUUUUCCGAGAAAACUUACGACUCCUUGGACGUGACAAACCAGGAGUUUGAAAAGGACGUACGGAACUUCAAGAUUCAGGUUGAAGACAGCGACCGGCAGCUCGGAGCGAUUUUCUGCCAAGCUUUCGCCGACGCACUGAGCGUGGAGCACGCCUUCAAGCUCAUUGACAUGUUCGGCUCUCUGCUGGAGAGGCCUCUGAUUGCGGAAGACGCCAACGUACACCUGCCGCGCCUCGUGACCAUGUUCGACCACGACCUGGACAGCGCCAAGGUCAUCUACAACCGACACAUCGCCACGGAGAAGGACCUGGGCCGGCCGCCCGUCAGUAAGAACAUGCCCUACGUGGCGGGAGGCCUGCGUUGGGCCCAGCUGCUGGAAGGGAGGAUCGAGGUUCCCUACAGGAAUUUCAAGCACUUCUCCCACCGGUGCAUGGAGACGGUCGAGGCGCACAGCAUGAUGCAGAAGUACGAGGAGAUGAUCGAGCUGCUCAAUAGGUACAAGGAGCGUCUCUUUGCCGAGUGGGCCCAGUCCGUGGGCGAGAGGUCGGAAUUCAACCUGUCCCAGCCGCUCAUCUGCCGGGACCCUGAGACUCGCCUCAUAUCGGUCAACUUCAACCCUCAGCUGGUGGCCGUGCUGCGGGAGGUGCGGUACCUGGAGUUGUUGGCCCGUGGCGGUGGCGGCGGCAGUGGCGGUGGCAGCGCUGGCAGCGUCGGUGGUAGUUUGGCAGGGGAGCAAGAUUUUGGCGGACUCAAGUCCGUGCCGGAGGAGGCGCAGAGACUGUACGCGGGGCGGGAGGAUUUGCGGCGGUGCGUGGAGAGCCUGGAGCUGACGGUCGGCUGGUACAACAAGGUGCUGCGCUCCGUGCUGGAGGUGGAGCUGCCCCUCGUGGCCGGGCAGCUCCAGGAGGUGGAUGACAAGUUGGAGCUGGCAGAGGGCACGCUCUGCUGGAAGAGUGAAGGCGUGUGGGAGUACAUCCAGACGACGCGCGACCUCGUCAAGGGCCUGGAGAGUCGCACGCAGAAGGCCAAGGAGAACGUGGAGGUGGCUUGCGGCCUCAUGAAGGCCUGGGUGUCGCCCGUUUUCGAGCGCAAGGAAGGCAAGAGGGAGACGCUCCUCAAUCUGGACGAUCGCAAGGAGCGGCUGGAGAAACGGUACCAGUCGCUGCGGGACUCGGGCCACAAGAUUCACGAGCUCCUCAAGGAGAACCUGGAGCUGCUGCAAGCGGACGCGAGCUCGGAGGAGUGGCAGGCGUACGUGGAGUACGUGGACGAGAUGGUGGUGGAUGGGUUCUUCACGGCCAUCGAGUGCUCGCUCAAGUUCCUCAUCGAGAACAUGGAUGCUCGGACGUGCGGAGCUCCGCUCUUCAAAGUGCGGCUGGAGCUGGUGGCGCCCGAGCUGGUGUUCAGCCCGUCGUUGGACGAGCAGGACAGCGGGGACGGCCUCGCGGACCUGGUGGAGGCGCUGGUGAACGACGUGUACCGCGUCUCGUCGCUGGUGCCGCGCCUCGCCGCGCACAGCAGCUUCCCGCACUACCAGGCGGACAUGGAGGACAUGGUCGACCUGGCCGACAUGCGGGACGAGCUGAUGCGGCGCGUGCGCACCGCGGCGGCCCGCUGCCUGGAGUACCGCUCGACGCUGGCGACGUACGCGCACCUCUGGGCCGACGACCGGCACGAAUACCUGCGCCAGUUCCUGCUCUACGGCCACGCGCUCACCCCCGAGGAGGUGGAGAUGCUCGCCACGGCACACACAGCGGCGGAUGACGACGAGGGGCACGCGGCGGGCGUGAUGGAGCAGCCCCCGACGCUAGCGCAGUUCCGCGAGCAGGUGGACAGCUACGAGCGGCUGCACGAGGAGGCGUCGCGGCUCGAGCCGUCCACCACGGCGGAGGGGUGGCUGCGCGUGGACGCGCGCCCCUUCAAGGCGUCGCUGCUCAACAUCAUCAAGCGCUGGAGCCUCAUGUUCAAGCAGCACCUGGUCGACCACGUCACCAACAGCCUCCUUGGCCUGGAGCAGUUUGUGCAGGAGAAGGAGGAGGGCCUGGGCCAGAAGAUAAAGGAGGGCGACUACCACGCCUUGGUGGACGUCAUGGGCCACCUGAUGGCCGUCAAGGAGCGGCAGGCGAGCACGGACGCAAUGUUCGAGCCGCUCAAGGAGACCAUCGAGCUCCUCAAGUCGUACGACCAAGAGCUUCCGGACGACGUCUACAGGCAGCUCGAGGAGCUGCCGGAGAAGUGGACGAACCUGAAGAAGGGCGCGGUGGCCAUGAAGCAGCAGGUGGCGCCGCUGCAGGCCGCCGAGGUGGCCGUGCUGCGCAGGAAGUGCGCCGCCUUCGACGUGGAGCAGCACCGCUUCCGCGAGCGCUUCCGAGCGAAGGCGCCGUUCUGCUAUGACUGCGCCAAGCCCUAUCCGCUGCUGGACACCUGGAACCGCGACCUGUCCUCCAUGGAGGCGUCGCUGGCCAGCCUGGCCGAGUCGGCCGGCCUCUUCGAGGUGGCCGUGCCGGACGCGCGGCAGCUGCGGCAGUGCCGCCGCGAGGCUCGCGCCCUCCGGGAGCUGUGGGACGUGACGGCGCUGGUGCGCUCCAGCGUGGGCGACUGGCGCGACACCAGGUGGCGGCAGCUGGACGUGGACGCGAUGGACGCCGAGUGCAAGCGGUUCGCGCGCGACCUCCGUGCGCUCGACAAGGAGACGCGCGCGUGGGACGCCUUCUCGGGCCUCGACUCGGAGGUGAAGAACAUGAUGACGUCGCUGCGAGCCGUCGCCGAGCUGCAGAACCCAGCGAUUCGCGAGCGGCACUGGCAGCAGCUCAUGCAGGCGACGGGCGUGCGCUUCUCGAUGGACGAAGACACCACGCUGGCAGACCUGCUGCAGCUGAACCUGCACUCGUUUGAGGACGAGGUGCGCUCCAUUGUGGACAAGGCAGUGAAGGAGAUGGGCAUGGAGAAGGUGCUCCGUGAGCUGCGCUCCACCUGGGGACAGAUGAGCUUCGGCUACGAGCCGCACCCGCGCACCGCCGUGCCGUUGCUGCGCUCCGACGAGGAGCUCAUCGAGACGCUGGAGGAGAACCAGGUGCAGCUGCAGAACUUGAUGACGUCCAAGUACGUGGCGUUCUUCCUGGAGGAGGUGUCGAGCUGGCAGCGGGCGCACUCUCCACGGCCGACUCGGUCAUCUCCACUGGCUGGAGGACAGCAAGCGCUUUGA
Messenger RNA from Lethenteron reissneri (Far Eastern brook lamprey), 5452 nucleotides. RefSeq names its product dynein beta chain, ciliary-like. Gene Ontology annotation, biological process: microtubule-based movement. Lineage: Eukaryota; Metazoa; Chordata; Hyperoartia; Petromyzontiformes; Petromyzontidae. Gene Ontology annotation, cellular component: axonemal dynein complex. The record is from RefSeq and is a predicted model, not a curated record. Gene Ontology annotation, molecular function: dynein intermediate chain binding; dynein light intermediate chain binding.